GCUGGCCCGGGAGGGCGGGCGGUAGCGCAGACAAAAUGGCGGCCCCCGUCUACCCGCCAUGGGUCACCCGAUGGCUCUCCGGGCAGUGGCGGCAGAGGAAGCGCCCGCCCGCCAUCCGCCCGACCCGGCCCCUGGUGCUGGCUGACAAGGUGGCGAACCGCAGGGAGCAGGCGGGAGAGGCAUCGUGCAUCACAGAGAUGUCAGUGAUGAUGGCCUGCUGGAAGCAGAAUGACUUCAACGACGCGGCGUGUGCCGAAGAGAUCCGACUGUUCUAUGACUGCGUGGCAAAGGCAGAAAAGGAGCGCAGGGAGCAGGCUGCAGAGGAGACACUGUCACCUGGGGGAAACCUGCCUUCAAGCAAAGUGAACAAACUCCUGAGGAGGUUUCCUCAGAUCACACGUUAUGUGUAAUGUGCUUUCCUAAAGGGACUGCAGACAAGCAAUUAAAGUUGGAGUCUUUGGCAAAAAAAGUGGACUUGAGUCAGCAUUUGGCAUCAGGUGGUAUCUGUCAGCACUGCUGUAUGGAUUCUGACUGCACCUUUAUUUCCAGAGUGAAAAACACUCAUCUUGACUUGUUCCUGAGGUUCUGGGGUCUUGCAGUCCUGGGAUUUCUCCAGUUUUGUUUGACUAGCCACAGUGUGGAGUGGAGGCUUCGCUGUGAAGAUCUCUCUAGGAAUGUAACUGCCUUUUGUGACAGACAGGGGGUGACUUUUCCUCAUGAAUAAGCUUCCUGCCAAACUUCUGGGCUGCUGUCAAAAAGUGCUCAGGCCCAGACAUUGAGCAAACUUCAAAAUUAUACUCAGCUCAUGGUUUGUACUCCUAGGUUGAGUACACACAAUUGGGUUCCUCUUGAAGUGUUUUUAAUUCCUGCUGCUGCACAAGAGGGCUGUAGAAUGAGGAAGAAAUCUCCAGCAAAAUAUUUUGUUAAUAGACAAUAUGUUGGUAAAGGUCAAAUACAAUUUUUAAAUGUAGGAGCUUGUGAUUGGGGCCCUCUGGUUUGCAGGUGGGACAAGUCUGGUGCCAUGUUGGGUUGAUGAUGUUGUGUGCACUGCAAUAAAAUACUGCAGGACUGUU
Calypte anna (Anna's hummingbird) is the source of this 1073-nucleotide messenger RNA. RefSeq names its product coiled-coil-helix-coiled-coil-helix domain containing 1 (gene CHCHD1). The coding region runs from base 36 to 410 and encodes 124 amino acids. The record is from RefSeq and is a predicted model, not a curated record. The transcript has 3 exons. Gene Ontology annotation, cellular component: nucleoplasm; mitochondrial ribosome; mitochondrion. Gene Ontology annotation, molecular function: RNA binding. NCBI's taxonomy places the organism in Eukaryota, Metazoa, Chordata, Aves, Apodiformes, Trochilidae. Gene Ontology annotation, biological process: mitochondrial translation.